CAUGAUUAUGCCCAUUGCUAGAACUGCACGGAUUUUCCCCUGGUAUAAAUAGUGUGGCGGGGGUAUGCGUUAUUUGGAAUUUACAUAUUGAUUCAUCAACGCAUUUUCUACUUUCGUUUUAUGCACUGGCAAUGUUGAGCGAAAACAGUGAAAUAUUUAAAACUAUAAAUAGUCGGUUUUUUUUUGUUGUUGUUUUCUUUACAAUUUUAGCACCUGUGUCGUUUUCUGAAAACCAUCGUCUGGUGCAUUUAAAAAACCUCGAAGCCCUCAGCGUAUAGAUAUACCGUUUUCUGAAAAUCAUCAACGGGUGAAUUUAAAAAACCUCGAAGCUCUCAGCAUAUAUACCGGUGUAUAAUUUUUAUAGCUGCAUUGUAUGGAACUUAUGACCUGGAAUAUAUUAAUCACGCGAUCUCACUAUCUGUGGGAUUUCCCGUGACUGCGGUGCUUAUAGAUCUUCCGCUUUACAGCUAUUCAUCAUCACACAACACAAAUCGUCGUCAUGUCAGGCAGAAGUGUAAUUCUCUUGUUGACAAUUGCAUUGGGAUCUUCUAUGAGUUCCGAGCUAGAUGUGAAACCCAAACCCCCCUCGCCACCCCCUGUAAAUCCGUACCUCCCCGGGGAUGUAAAAUGGUGCGUGUGGAAGAUGGGGGGAAAUGCGGCACUUUUUGAAGUUCUCCCUGGGCUUGGCUGGGACAAUAUUCAGAAUAAGGACGCUGGUAUGUUACUUCAGUACAACUAUUCAGAGUGCCGGACGACGGAUGACGGGCGGUACAUAAUACCGGACGGUGUAUUUACGGUCCCGAUCAAAUCCAGCCAGUUAGAAGUUUUCGGGGAACUGUUUCAGCACUGGAAUAAUUUCACCUCAACAACAUCUUCAUCUGUCAACGUCGAGGCUGGCCUCCAUAUCGGACACUUUGGCAUCAGUGGGAAAUAUUCGCAUGAAUCAGAGAGCGUCCGUAAACACCAGAUUAUGGACCGAUCCGUAACCACUCGUGUCCAGGCGAGAUAUACCCGCUACUCAGCCAAAUUACAACCCGACACUCCGCUCAACCUCGCCUUCCGGGAUCGCCUCAAGAACAUCGCCUACUUUAUACAAACAAACAAAACAGAUAUGGCCCGGUACCAGAGCCAGCUGCUAGUGCGAGACUACGGCACUAACGUCAUUUCCAGUAUUGACGCAGGCGCAAUUAUCACCCAGUUGGAUCAAAUAAAAUCGACGUUCAGCAACAGCUACAGCAUGGACCGCCGGCAAGUUGUCGCCGCUGCCAGUGCCUCCUUUAUGAGCAUAUUCAGCGUCGGGGCCGAAUACAAACAUAGCACAUCUAAGGAAGUCAUUGAUCAAUAUUUGGGUAACCGAACCCAUUCCUCUGUACGAACGUUCGGAGGACCGGUAUUUCAACCCUCCAAUUUCACGCUGAACCAAUGGGCUGCUGAGCUCGGAGGAGACUUGGUUGCCGUGGACAGGUCCGGAUUCCCGAUCUACGACCUGAUUACGACCCAGACUCUCUCAGAUUUACCCCCCUCAGUCCUCUACCCACUUGUCCAAACCGUGAAGGAGGCCGUGGAGGAAUACUAUAAAUACAAUGUGUACAGGGGAUGCACCGAAAUAGACUCGCCCAACUUCAGCUUCAUUGCUAACAUGGAUGAUGGCACGUGCGAAAGUCCGGAGACCAACUACACGUUUGGGGGAGUAUAUCAGACCUGUCGUCAGUCGGGGCAAAUCAGUCAAAAUCUGUGCAACGGGCUCACCCAGAAAAACCCCCUUACAGGUGAUUACUCGUGCCCUCGCGGAUACGAGAGUGUUUUAUUAACCGAAGGAAUGAGAACUGGGUCCGAAAGCCGUAGAAGCUGUCGCCAUUGCGGGUUUUUGGGACUGAGCCGUUGUUGUCACAAUUACAUGGUUUCUGGAAAUGCAAAAUAUCAAGCUUUUUGGUGCGUUGCGCAAGGGCAUGUAGACCAGCAAUCUGGGUUCCAAUUCGGCGGAAUUUUUACGAACUCGAUUAACAACCCAAUUACACAGUCACGGGGCUGUCCCCUUUACUUUUAUCCCUUGAAACUUGGGCUGACGAUGAAGGUAUGCGUCAGUGACGAUUACGAACUUGGCUUCCGGUACUCUGUUCCAUUUGCUGGUUUGUUCAGCUGUAAGGCGGGAAACCCGCUAAGCAUUCACCAGGAAAGCACGCCGAAAAAUCCAGACAUGUUACACACACUGUCCGCGUACCUGAAGUCCACUAGUGCAAACAACUGGCCGCGAGGAUGUCCAACGGGAUACAGCAUGCAUCUGGCAAGUGUGGAAAACUCGUGUGAAAUCGACUACUGUGUUAAAGCAAACGCGUUCUCUGACAAAGGUUUUCCGCCUGUGAGACGACCUCCGUUUAUGGAACUUCCGGGAAACGCCUUUGUGGAUUCAGAUAUUAAUGAGGAGUAUAUGAUCAGUGAGGAUGGGCAGUCAUGGACGAAUCUGGAAUUCGGAAAUCAGCCUGACGUCGCCCAUGAAAAAGACAAGGGCAGCGAUUCUACGGCUAGCAGUGACGGCGAACUCUCGUCCGGUGCCACGGCAACUGUCGCUAUAGUGACUAUAUUGGUAGUCAUAGCAACGCUAGCCAUAGUAGCAUUGAUGUUCAGAAGACACAGGAAGUCAAAACGUCCAUACACGAGGAUGGACUAUCCUGAUUCAAGCGCCGUCAAUCGUCGAGAGUACGGCUCUGCGGGGCAAACCACGGAUUCUCCCCAGUCAGCGUGAACACAAUAAUUGAUCGUAUUUCACAGGUCUGCUAUUUGAGAAAAACAAAUGCAAUUAUACUACCGUCUGGGGAUUCUUAAUAAUUUGAAAAGAAUGACUAACGAUUGAAGCGAUCUGGAUAUGUGUUAAUUUUGAUAAAACACCAAACUGUUUUAAUUUGCAUUUUCUUUUCCCCCAUAACUUUUUGUCCAUGUUAUCUGAUUUCUAUGUAGAUGACUUUUACCUAUACAUUAAUUAUCAUUAACGUAAUUAGGGUUUGUUUAUUGUACGUUAUAUGUUGUAUUUGGAUUAUCCUUAUAAAGUGUGUGUUUUACCAAUUAUCAUUAACUUAAUUAGGGUCUAUUUAUUGUACAUUAUUUGUUGUAUUUGGAUUAUCCUUAUAAAGUGUGUGUUUUACCAAUUAUCAUUAACUUAAUUAGGGUCUGUUUAUUGUACAGUAUUUGUUGUAUUUGGAUUAUCCUUAUAAAGUGUAUGUUUCUAAG
This is a messenger RNA of Ostrea edulis (European flat oyster), 3225 nucleotides long. RefSeq names its product macrophage-expressed gene 1 protein-like. The transcript has a single exon. Bases 500 to 2743 code for a protein of 747 amino acids. Lineage: Eukaryota; Metazoa; Mollusca; Bivalvia; Ostreida; Ostreidae. The record is from RefSeq and is a predicted model, not a curated record.